AUGUUGAUUGAAAGACUUCUCAAAACUUCAUCAUUUCAUGUUACUGCAGUGGACUCAGGAAGUAAGGCUUUAAAAUUUCUUGGAUUGGUUGAAGAAGAGCAGAGGAAUGAAGAGCCUUCCUUUGUUGCUCAAAAAACUCAUAAUCAGGAUGUAGAUGUGAACCUGAUCAUAACAGAUUAUUGUAUGCCAGAAAUGACAGGCUAUGAUCUUCUUAGAAAGAUCAAGGAAUCAAAAUCUCUUAAAGAUAUACCAGUUGUGAUUAUGUCCUCAGAGAAUGUUCCAUCAAGGAUCAAUAGAUGCUUAGAAGAAGGAGCUGAAGAAUUCUUUCUGAAACCAGUUCAACAAUCUGAUGUAAAUAAGCUGAGGCCCCAUUUAUUGAAAUCAAAGGUUAAGGAAGUGGGAGAGGAAGACCAACUCAUCAACCUCAGUAGAAAGGACAUAAAUGAAAUUUUAGCCUAA
Molecule: messenger RNA, 459 nt
Organism: Arachis duranensis
Lineage: Eukaryota; Viridiplantae; Streptophyta; Magnoliopsida; Fabales; Fabaceae
Product: two-component response regulator ORR10
Exons: 5
Coding region: 1-459 (152 amino acids)
Biological process (GO): cytokinin-activated signaling pathway; phosphorelay signal transduction system
Source: RefSeq, a predicted model, not a curated record